GACUUGACUUUGUUGGUGAUUUCUGGACUCUUUGUAUUAUUGAUGUAUAAUUAAACGGGAGAUGCCGCUGUGCAGCAGAUAUGUACUUGAUACGACACAUAAAGAUUAAUUUUCAUCAGCCAGUAUUUGCUUUAUAGCACCGAUGAGUAUUAUCCUGAAUGCAAAUUGUGAAGGUCAAAAUUCAUUAUGACUGGGCAGCUUGAUGUGGUUGUACGUACACAGAGCCGCUUGGAUGGCAAGUGGCUGAAGACAGACUUGCAGCAAGCACUAAGCAAUGAUGGACUUACACAGUUAUGGAAUGAAAUGGUCAAGGAUGGCGAACUCACAGGCUCUUUUAGUGAUGGCUUAUUGAACUCCAUUGGUAUUACUGCUCACAAAGGUGAAAGUGGUCAUUAUUAUUGUGGCCUGCGAGUUCUCACUUGCCCAUGUUGUGAUGGAAUAUGUGGACCUCAGACUGGGUGCAAUUGCAAUCCCUGUCAACGCCUUGAUCGCGAAGAGGCGGCAAGAGUUGAGGUUAAGUCUGCUGAUCCUGCACCUUCACAGCCACAGACAGACAGCUGGGCAUGGGGACCACAGCCAGCUGUUGAGCAGCUUCAGUCUUGCAUCAGAUCACUGAACUACGAACAGAAGGUUUUAUGCCAUGAAGCUGCCAGCAGUACGCUCUCAGCAUGCAGGUUAAGGCAACGGUUGAUGGUUGCACAGAGGUAUUUUGUUGCACUUGGAAGGCAUCUGCCAGCAGACGAUAGCAGGCCACACAUUAAAACAACUUUGAAUGGAACCAGUGGGGAACACAGAAGCACAAAACCUGCAGAGAAGGCAACCAUAAGCCUUGCUAAAGUGGGUUCCAGGGCAGCACUGAAUUUCUCGUUUGCAUUCCUGAGGAGAGCUUGGAGGUCAGGUGAAGAUGCUGAUUUAUGCAGUGAGUUACUUAAUGAAUCUCUUCAGGCAUUACAGUCUCUUCCUGAAGCAACUCUCUUUGAUGAAAAUUCUGUCUCACCAGUAUGGCUGGAAGUUGUUGAAAGAUCGGACAAGUUUCUACGACAAGUGGUACUAGGGGAUACAAAUAGUAGUCGCAGCUGGUGUGAAGUUCCUGUCAGUGAUCAGCACACAGCACUCUGUUUACUGCUUGAACUUGCAGUUCAAAGAGGUGCACUGAGCAACAUACUUGAUGCUGUGAUCUUACUUCUCAACUUAUGGGACAGGGGAAAGUAUCGAGUGGACAACAGGGUUGUGUCAUCUGGAACCAGUGCACCUCUGGUUCCUUUACUGAGGAGAUUUGAGCAAAUUUCAAGUUCUAAAGUUGGUCCAUUAAAUGCUUCUUGGGAUGAAAAUGCACAAAUUGUGGUUAGCCCAACUGAGUGUUUCUUGAGGUAUUUGCAGUUGCCAGACAAUGAUAGUGUGGCUGUUGAUUUGAAGCAGGCCGCUGUGGUCAUCAUGUCACACUUGGAUAGGUUAGCUUCCCCUCACACCCCUCCAGCAAACUUCACUAAGAAUAUGGGGCAGUACCAGGAAGUGUUGGCAUGGGGUUGGUUGGCCUGGAGCAGCUGCACAGAUUCAGGGAUGAUGCCUCAGUACUGUGAGGCUAUUGGAGAACUUGGUGUUGCUCAGAUAGCUUGUGCAGAAAGAUGUCUGCUCAUCCUUACUAAUGCUGGGAAAGUUUUCACAGUAUACUACAGUUCAGAAACACAGUGUCCUCAACAAGUUGAAGGUUUUGGUGACAAAGAAGUGAUCAAGUUGGCUGCACAUCCGGAUGGGAAGCAUUUUCUUGCUUUAACUUCUGAUGGAGACCUGUACUCGUGGGGCAGUGGCGUUGGUGGAAGGCUAGGCCAUGGGAAUAACAACUCCAAAGAUGAACCUACACUGAUCGAGGCACUUGUUGGAAAACAUAUUGUUCACAUUGCAUGUGGCAGCACAUACAGUGCUGCAGUUUCAUCUUCUGGAGAACUGUACACAUGGGGAAGGGGUAACUAUGGAAGGCUUGGACAUGGCUGCAGUGAGGACCACAACGUGCCGACGCUAGUAGCAGACUUGAAAGGCCAUAGGGUGGUGGAUGUUGCUUGUGGCAGUGGAGAUGCCCAGACGCUAGUUGUGACAGAUGCAGGGUUGGUAUUUUCUUGGGGAGAUGGAGAUUAUGGAAAAUUAGGUAGAGGAGGGAAUGAUGGUUCAAAGACACCAAAGCUGAUUGACAAACUACAGGAUGUUGAUGUGGUAAAGGUAUAUUGUGGGGCACAGUUCAGCCUGGCACUUACAAAGACUGGAUCUGUUUAUUCGUGGGGUAAAGGUGACACACACAGAUUGGGGCAUGCCUCUGAGGAACAUGUGAGGUUCCCAAAACUCAUUGAGGCCUUGCAAGGGAAACAUGUUGUGUCACUAGCAGUGGGCUCCGUUCAUGUGCUUGCAUUGACUGAGGAAGGGGAGGUGUAUGGUUGGGGGAGGAAUGACUAUGCUCAGGUUGGAGAGACCACAGGCAGCAGUGUCCUUGAGCCCACAGUUAUUACAUCUCUUCAGGGCAAAGUCAUCGUUGGAACUGCCUGCGGACCAACCCAGAGUUUUGCUUGGAGCAGUAAUAGUAAGUGGAGUGUCAAUUUACGUGUCGCGUUUGUGGUGGAUGUCUGUGAAGAAACAUUCCAAAUGCUUGACCAGCUUCUGGGCCUUGUCUGUGAAGGUGUAACUGGGAACCUGGACUGGCCACCACCUCAGGAUAAAGAAUGUAUGGCUGUGGCAUGCUUGAAUCUCCUCAAACUGCAACUGCAUGCAAUGAUAAGUCAUAGUGUUGAUGUGGGUUGCAUCGGUUUGGGACCCAACACAAAUUUGUUGACCAGCCUGAAACAGCAUGUGGUGGAGUUAGCCAGCAAUGUUGGUGUUCUCAACACAAUCCAAUCAGCAGCACAAGCCACGUUGCAGGCUGGAUGGAGUAUACUGCUGCCUACAGCUGACGAACGUGCUAAAACUCUUUCAGCACUUCUACCCAGCACAGGUUCAGAUCCUUCAGCAAUAAGUGCAGGUCAUCGCUUCAUGACUGAUCUCCUUGUAUCUAGUCUAAUGGCAGAUGGGGGCUUGGAAACUGCCUUGAAAGCUGCAUUUAAAGUGGAAUUGGGGGAGCAUUCUGAAAACGAUGAAAGGAAAGCCCACAUGUCAGAUCAAGCCUUGCUGGAGACAGAAUCAAAACGAGCCAAAGAUGCAUCUCUUCGUGAGAAGCACAACUCCACUGUUCCUCUUCUUCAUCUAGUCAAAUUACUUCUCAGAAAUGGUUCCGCAUUAACCCAGGCAAGGUUACAGGCAGUUCAAAAUUGUGGGGCAAUGCAUCAUGAAGGAAGAGAAAAACACGAAAGAUCUGCAAGUUUGAAUCUCUUGUUGAGAUUCCAGAGACUUUUGAUAGCCCAAAUUUAUUGUCAUAGUCACAAAAUGAAAUCUUGGAACUCACAGCAAGAUCAGGAUGUUCUGGGAGCAGAAUCUCUGCUCACAAAAUACAUUUAUCAACUUUGCAAUCAUAUCACUGAAACUUUGCCAGUUGCUUCAAGUUUGGCAGCUACAAGCAGUAAACAUUUUUCUCUUGUUGUUUCAAUUCUCAAAGGAGAUGUCAUAGAUGUGCUGUUACCAGAGUUGUUGGUGUGUAUGAUCUUGUUGCAACUGGAAGUUCCAUUACUUCUCCAUCAAGUGAACUGGGUACAGAUGCUUGUGCCAUUACUGGACACUCUGGAUAAGUUCAACCGUUUGGCAUCUGGUGUUGAUAAGGAAGACAUAGAGGAUCUGUCUUGGCCAGGAAUAAUAGCCCCACAGCACACUAUCUCUAGCCACAAGGCUCCAGAAGACAUACCAAUAAUCAGAAGAGCUGACCUUGAAAACCACAAUCGAGAUGGUGGACUUUGGAUUGUUGUCGACAGAAAAGUUUAUGAUGUUCAGGACUUUAGAGCUCAAGCACCAUGCAGCAGUGAUCUUCUCCAGAGGUACGCAGGACGAGAUGCAACUCAGCCUUUCCAUGCAGCUGCACAUUCCCAGGCUGCAAAAGAAAUGAUGCAAGGCUUCCUUGUGGGCUACUACAUGGAACCCGAACAGGAAGUCGUUCAGGCCGUGGAUGGGAAUAAUGUGGCAUCUCCUUUGAUGGAUGUGGAACGAAACCUGGCAUUUCUCCUGGGUUUGCACGCACACUGGUUGUCACAGAGUACAGCCUUGCAGCCUGCAGAAGAAGAAGCACAGCGCUGGCUGCAUGCUUUGUUUCUGCAAGGAGGCCUUCAGGUUUUGCAGCCUCCAAAUCCUUAUGAAGAAGAGAAGGGAGAGGCUCGAAGCACAAGUUCUACUGCUGGCACUACUCCCACUGAACCCAAGACUCCAAAGCUGGAGGGACUGCACAAAUGGACACUGGAUAGGGCAGCACCAUUCCUACAGGCAUUAGCAGAGAACAGGACUAUGGAUCCAUAUGUCCGUGCAUUUCUGAGUAUCGUUGAACGUCACUGCAAAGUACAUCAUUUGAUGAUGCAUGGAGAUUUCCCUGCUGACCAUCCAGUAGAAGAAGUGGGCAGACUCUUAAUGGCUGUUCUCAUAAAACAUCAGGGUUUUGGUUUCCAAGUCAUAGCUCUCAUAGACCAAGAGAUGGAUGGCAGUGGAGUUCCUGUCAAACUGCCAAAACAACUGAUUGAUAUUAUUAAAACAGUCCAUCAAACAAAAUGGAAUCUAAUAAAAACUAGACAGGAGAUGAACCGAUCCUACAAAGAAGUCUGUACACCGGUGUUGGACAAGUGCAGAUUCCUGUUGUAUGAAAUUCGAGCAGCUACAAGUUUUGAAGUGAAAGCCAUGCAUCACCUUCAGCUGCUCCACACAGUGCCCCGAUGGAAGAAUGCUGUGAAAAAGAUCAUUUCUGAUAAGAAACUGAGAAAACAUAUGUCCUGUGCAAAACCAGAAGAUAUUCUUAAUGCGAGCAUACAGAGUCAAGGUGCGGAGGCAAAGUGUAAGGAAAAUGAGGAGGAGACUGAGUCAUGGACCAGAGAUGAGAAGAAGGAUGAAGAUGAGGAGGAAGAGGAAGGGGAUGAUGGCUGGGAGAGUACAAGAAACAUGCUUUUGCAGAUUGCAGAGAAACAGCAGAAUAACAUGCAGUGUCCAGACGUUGUCAAGAUAACAAAUGCCAUAACUGAAUUCGUGAUGCAGGAGGAAGGCGGUGACGUGGAAACUUUACGGAAAGCUUUGUAUUGUCAGGUCCAAAGAGCACGAAUCAGGAUUCAAGGAAAUGAGAUGAUGUAUGAACUCUUGAAAAGGGAUUAUUUGAUAUCUUCUGUUAAGUACACGUUGCUGAAUGGUUGGUUAGGCCUUGUGCAUAAGAAGCACAUUUUAAGGGAAGGUUUGUCAUACUGCCUUGACAACAUUCAGUCAGUGAAUCCAUACCAGAAAGUGGAAGUGCUCCUAUCACAAGCCAAGAUUACAUCGUGGGCAGUAGCAUCGUUACGUGAGCAUGUCCUAAUGGCCGAGCAGCCGAGGAAGACUCUUAAGCUGAAAGGCAAAGGCUCAUUGAACCAAGGAACUUACAGUUGGCUGAGGAAGCUCCCCUGGGCAAGAUUUCUGUUAACAAUCCUGGGAAUGCUAACAGGGAACCAUCAUGGCAACGAAGUCAGCUUGAUUGUAAAUUCUGGUGUUCUGGCCCUAAUACAAUCUUUACUGAGGCAAAUGGGACCAGAAUUCUCAUCAUGCCUGGAGGAUAAAAACAAGGAAGUAUUUGCAAUAUAUGAAGACACUCUUCAUAAGAAUUCCCCUCCAGCUGCCAUACUCACCGGCCCAGAGCUUGCAAGUAUGAUGAAAAUAGGAACGCGUGUUGUAAGGGGAGUGGACUGGAAGUGGGGGGAUCAGGAUGGACCAUUGCCUGGGGAGGGGAGAGUCAUAGGAGACUUAGGAGAGGACGGCUGGAUUCGCGUCCAGUGGGAUAAUGGCUCCACCAAUUCAUACCGCAUGGGUAAAGAGGAUAAAUAUGACUUGAAAUUAGCAGACCCUCCAACACCUGCAGAGAUGGACACGGAAUCUGACACAAAUGAUGAAGCUACAAAAGCACCCGAGAAACUCACCUGUAAAGAUUCACAUCCUACAAAACUUCUGAAGCAGGCCUCAUUAACUCUCCUCAGAACAAUUUCAAUUUGCUGUGGAAUUAGUGCAGAUCAUGUUCAGCCAUCAUCAACAAAAAUAUUAUGUUCACUACUGAGGGAUAUAAUCCAGACAGCAAACAAAGUGUCGGACUGUCCUUCACAGACGCAGCUGUUGGCUCUGAAUCACCAUGUAGAGUGGGCCACUCUUGGUUUCACAAGAGCCAUUGCAGCUUCCACUGCAAUGUGUCGGGCCCUCAGUACCCCAGCAUGGGUGCAUCUACUGCUUUCCAUGGUUGGGGGCCAAGAUAACAGCAUUGUCAUCACAUUGCCAAAACAGAUACUAUCACUACGCUUGUUGAAAGCAGUGCUUCCAGCAUGGGACAUUAACCCCACUGAGAGGUUGUCUCUUUUAGAGAAGUUGUUCCAUCUUUUGGGUUAUACUGCUCUCCUCUGCCCAGCUGACCCUCCUCCUCAGCCAGCAGCAUUUGGCCGAUGCUUGAAGUCUGGUGCAGUUCGAGUAUGUUUGACAGCUUCACACUCUAGCACUGUUGCAGAGGAAUGCAUUGCCUUGCUUCGGUCGCUGCACGGUUUGCCAGGCUGGAACCAGGCCCUCAACCAUAUUCUGGCAAACAAAUUAGCUGUUGCAGGGGACUUGCUUACAGAAGGUCCAUUUUUUCGUAUUCAUCAGGUUAAUGAAGUUGAAGUGGACCAGUCACUGGGCAUGCAGUCUGGUGUGAUGACAGCACUGUCAGUAGUUGGAGGACUGGAUUCCAGGCCACGAAUUGGAGGACUUGUAAUGGCUGAAGGAUUAGGACUAGGGACCAUAUGCCAGAUCAGUCAGCAUGGGAAACUGGUCGUCCAGCUGCAUGAGACAGGCACUAUAAAAAAGCUGUCACUGUCGAUUGUGGUGCCAUCUCAAACCGCUCAGUUUGUCUUGGACAAGACUCUUAUGUCUGAACACAUGCUUGGUACAUGGGCUACUCUCCUCUCACUGUUGACACUACAUCAUGGAGACAAGCGUCAACUAGGGACUGUACCUGGAACAGUGAAUAUAUCAUUACUGAGGAAUCAGCAACAACGUCUGGCAGCCAUGAAUGCAUGUAGCGUUCUCUUUAGACAUCAGAAUCUGCUCCGGCAUGUCCUUAAGCACCAUACACUAGGAUCAUCACCAUCUCUUGAGGUCCUUAAUGAAGGAGAGGAACUUGAUCCUAUAUCUGAAACAUUACUUAUUAAAAAAUUAAUUGCUAAAGCUACUCAACCUUCACCAUUAAAAGCUGUAUUUGGAAAAAGUGAUAUUCAGGCUGCAGCUCUAAAUGUGUCUCAGUACUUGGCUACUGAGGUGAGGGCACAAAUGCAGAGGGGCAGCGAAGUGGCUACACCUGCCAGUGAUUGCUCCUUGCCUUCUCCCAUGUCUCCAAGCAACAAAACAGGGAGUAAACCAAAGAGGAUACGUCCACCUUCACCACCAUUGUCCCCAUUAGUUGGGCAGCUCACAGAGAUGGGCUUUGCUCGGCGGAGUGUGGAAUGUGCCAUUAAGUUUUUUGGAAUUGCAAGUGAAAUUCCACCGAGUCCGGAAACAUUGGUCGGAUGGCUCUUGGAGCAUCCAGACCAUGCUCUUUGUAAUUCUGACACUGCUUCAUCAUUCGAUGGGCUCUCUGACACAGAUUCCAUAUCUGAGGAAGUGGAAGAGUUGACAGUGUCUCACACAGAAGGGGCAGUCUCAUCCACAGGAUACAAUCAGCGCUCAGACUUCCUUAGUAAUGACGAAUAUGCCAUGUAUAUCCGUGAUAAUAUUACAGAAGGCAUGCUUAUACGUUGUUGUAAGACAUAUGAGGAGGUUCACGAGGGUGACAUUGGUCGUGUACUGAAAGUCGACAAUGAAGGUCUCCACGAUCUGAAUGUUCAGGUUGACUGGCAAAAUAAGGGCAGCACAUACUGGGUAAGGUUUAUCCACAUUGAGCUUCUAGGGUUCCCACCUUCCCACCCGAGUCUACACCCCAUCAAGGUUGGCGACAGAGUGAGAGUGAAGACAUCGGUGAAGAAUCCAAAGUACAAAUGGGGUUGUGUGAAUCACAGCAGUGUUGGUGUAGUGACAAAUAUAAGCAGCAAUGGAAGAGAUGUGAGCAUAGACUUCCCACAUCAGAGCAACUGGACUGGGAUCAUAACAGAGAUGGAAGUAGUUCCCUGUUGUCAUCAAGGCAUAAGCUGCGACGGUUGCCUCAUGUAUCCUAUCACGGGGCAACGAUUCAAAUGCAAAGCGUGUGAUGAUUUUAAUUACUGUGAAAAUUGUUUCUAUACCAAAAAGAUUCAUCGACAUAGUUUCAACAGAAUAGUUGAACCGGGUAGUGCAGCAGUGUUUGCAGGGAAACCAGGGAGAUACUAUAGACAGGAUAUGUCCUUAGCUUUGAACAAUGGACUAAUUGAAGACUGGUCAAAAUGUAUCAAAACCCUGAGUGUUUCAUCACGAGAAGCUUGGGCACAUCGUCUUGUUGAUGGCUCAGACAAAUAUUGGCAGAGCUGUGGUUCUCAGGGAAAGCACUGGAUUCGGUUGGAAAUGCAGCCAGAUGUGUUGGUGCAUUCCCUAAAAUUAACGGUGGACCCAUCAGACAGCAGCUAUACGCCUUCGCUUGUUGUAGUCAGCGGAGGUGACUCAUUUGCUGCUAUGAAUGAACUGGCCAGCAUAAACAUUCGUAAUACGGACACAGUGGUGUUACUUUUGUCUGAUCUAAAGGAGUAUUAUCCUUUUAUUGAGAUUGCCAUUAAGCAGUGCAGAAAUGGUGGCAUAGACUGCAAAAUUCAUGCUUUGAGCAUUGUUGGUAAGAAACGAACAUCGGAGGGCCAGUUACCAACCGCAUUGUCUUUCCUGGCGUCUGAUAAUGAUGAUACUCAGGAUGCGAGUAUAUUUGCAACUCAGCAGAAAGGACAUGCAGUGGAUUCCAGACCAGAGAUCAGCACCAAAGUAUUUGUGUGGGGACUGAAUGAUAAGGACCAGCUUGGAGGACUCAAAGGAUCCAAAGUGAAGCUGCCUGUAUAUUCUGAGGCAUUGUCUGCUCUCAAACCUGUUCUCAUUGCAGGAGGAUCAAAAUCUCUCUUCAUUGUUUCUCUUGAAGGAAAACUAUAUUCAUGUGGAGAAGGCACCAAUGGUCGUUUGGGUCUUGGACACAAUAAUAAUGUAUCCGUGCCACGUCAGAUCACUGCCCUUAGUCAGUAUGUGGUCAAGAAAGUAGCAGUCCACUCUGGAGGUAAACAUGCCAUGGCGCUCACCUUGGAUGGUAAAGUUUUCUCGUGGGGUGAGGGAGAAGAUGGCAAGUUGGGGCACAACAGCCGACUGAGUCUUGACAAGCCGCGUUUGAUUGAGAGUUUGAAGUCAAAACGUAUCCGGGAUAUUGCCUGUGGAAGUUCCCACAGUGCAGCCAUAACUUCUAAUGGGGAGCUCUAUACCUGGGGACUCGGGGAAUAUGGAAGGCUGGGCCAUGGAGACAAUGUAACUCAGUUAAAGCCGAAGCUGGUGAAGUCAUUGCUGGGUAACCGCAUUGUUCAGGUUGCCUGUGGGAGCAGGGAUGCCCAGACACUUGCCCUCUCAGAUGAGGGAUUGGUGUUCUCCUGGGGUGACGGAGACUUUGGGAAACUGGGUCGAGGUGGCAGCGAGGGUUGCAACACUCCACACAAUAUUGAGAGACUCAACAACAUGGGAGUUUGCCAGAUUGAGUGUGGGGCACAGUUUUCUCUUGCGCUCACAAAAUAUGGUCAGGUUUGGACUUGGGGCAAGGGAGACUACUUCCGCUUGGGACAUGGCAUAGAUCAGCAUGUAAGGAAACCCACAUUGGUUGAAGGAUUGAGAGGCAAGAAGAUCAUUCAUGUAGCAGUGGGCGCUCUCCACUGUCUCGCUGUCUCGGACACAGGCCAAGUGUAUGCAUGGGGCGACAAUGACCAUGGACAGCAGGGCAAUGGUACGACCAUUGUGAAUCGUAAACCAGCCCCUGUGCAUGGUUUAGAGGACAUUCAUGUGAACCGUGUGGCAUGUGGGUCCUCUCAUUCCAUUGCGUGGACUACGUUCAACAUGCAGCCGCCCAACAUGCAUGAGCCAGUUCUCUUUGUCUCUUCAAACGACCCGCUUGGAGCUUCUACUCUAGGUAUUUAUGAAACUGGUUCUGAAGAUAAAAGCCAAGCCCAACAAAUGAACAACGCUGGCAGCCGAUCUCCUCAGGUCUCCCUGUCUCGAAUUAUCUUGUCCCUGGAGUCGCAUGUGUCCAAGCAGCAGGCAUUGCAACAUGUGCUGAACGCCCUUCAGAUUCUUCAUGCCAGAGAGGCUGUUGUGGCUGCACUUUCUAGCCAUUCCAACAUUGCAGGUUUCGCCUCAACAGGACCUGCAGUGAAGGUUCGCACUCCCGAUACUCCCCCAGAAGGGCCGGCCAGUCGCAGUUCCUCUAACCCUCCCUAUGAAGAUGGAAUAGAAAUUGCCCAGGGUGGGGGAGAGGCACCAGCGUCUGUGGCAGAAGCUGUUGGGCUGAGUUCCCACAGCACACCAGAAAGUGAACAGAGCCCAAUGGCAGCAUUCCCGUCUCUCUCGAGUUCUGUCAGUCUUUCCUCUAGAGCAUCCAAGCUAUCAACAAGUGCAAUGAGUGUCAUUGCUGCCACCAUGACAUCAAAUGCUCAGGUUGUUGGUCAAACUGAAGAAGCUGACCCAAUGCAUCCAAAUCUGGAUGAUUUCACUGGUCUUUUGGAUCAAGAUGAUGCAUGUAUGUUAGUGGACCUCCUCAAGUUGGCAGUAGCUGCCAGAGCUGGAGAUGUAGCUAAGGAAACUAUAGUCACCGUUUUAGUUGCAAUGGGUAGUGCUUGCACUGACACUCGAGACAUGUUGCUGGAGCUGUGUGUGACAGAACUGGAAGACGUGGCCCUCAACACGCACUCAAUACACCUGACCCCUCAGCCUGUGGUGCAGGAGAGCAGCCACCCCUACACAGAUGAUGCAACACUGUCUGGACAUGUGAAGAUUCCAGGGGCAAAAGGUCUGCGGGUUGAAUUCGAUCGACAGUGCUCAACAGAAAGACGUCAUGAUCCUAUGACGAUUAUAGAUGGUACAGGACGAACUGUGUCUAUUCGAUCAGGUCGAGAAUGGAGUGACUGGUCCACAGAAAUACGUAUUACAGGUGAUGAGUUGCGCUGGAAGUUUACUAGCGAUGGUUCCGUAAAUGGUUGGGGCUGGAGAUUCACAGUGUACCCCAUUGUGACCUAUGCUGGACCCCAUGAGCUGGGUUCAGACCGAGCCAUUCUUUCACAGCCAUCAGUAGAACUUGUGAUGUGUCUGCUAGAUGCACGUUUGAUGCCAAGUUCAGACAGGAACCUCAUAACUCGCCUGGCAACAGCACUCGCAUCUUGUGCUCAGCUCAGUUCUCUUGCGGCUUCACAGCGCAUGUGGGCUCUGCAGAAGUUGCGCAAGCUGAUGGUGUCUCGGCUUGGCAAACUACUAAACAUCCCAGCUUUGCUUAAAAUGGAUCAGGGACUAAAUACUGAUUCAGCUCUGCCAACCUUAGUGAAGGGCUUACCUCAGGCAUUGUUACGACAGUAUGAGUAUGAAGAUUCUGCUGUUCGCAGUGGCAAGCAUCUAAUGCACAGUUCAUUUUUCAAGGUGCUUGUUGCCUUGGCGUGUGACUUGGGUCUUGACUGCCUGCCCUGCUGUGCUGAGAACCACAAGUGGUCAUGGUUCCGGCGCUACUGUAUGGCUGCCAGGGUAGCAGCAGCACUGGUCACCCGUACAACUCUGCCCCACAGUUUCUGCAUAGAGGUACGGAAAAAAAUAACAGAGAUGAUUCAGGAGAGUGAUACAGUGGUGUGGGACCAUGAAAACAAUGAAAUGUUUAAACAAGCACACGAUGAACAACUGUUACUCUGGUUACACAGACGUCCAGAGGAUUGGACGCUCUCCUGGAAUGGCAGUGGCACUAUCUAUGGUUGGGGCCACAAUCACAGGGGGCAGCUUGGAGGUGUUGAAGGGGCCAAAGUGAAGCUCCCCACCCCAUGUGAAGCCUUGUCGGCUCUGAGGCCUGUCCAGCUCCUGGGAGGGGAGCAGACCCUCAUGGCAGUCACUGCUGAUGGCAAAGUGUAUGCUACAGGGUAUGGUGCUGGAGGACGGCUUGGUAUUGGAGGGACUGAAUCUGUGAUGGUGCCUACUCUUUUGGAGUCCAUCCAGCAUGUCUUCAUUAAGAAGGUGGCUGUUAAUUCAGGGGGGAAACAUUGUUUGGCUCUGUCAGCAGAAGGUGAAGUGUACUCCUGGGGAGAAGGUGAUGACGGGAAGCUUGGCCAUGGCAACCGAAGUUCCUGCGAGCGCCCACGAGUCAUAGAGGCUUUACGAGGCAAGGAAAUCAUAGAUAUCGCAUGCGGAGGGGCUCAUUCGGCAGCCAUCACAAGCAAUCGGGAUGUCUACACAUGGGGAAAGGGUCGAUAUGGGAGGCUUGGACAUGGUGACAGUGAGGACCAGCUCAAGCCAAAAUUGGUAGAAGCACUUCUUAGUUACCGAGUUAUGGACAUUGCAUGUGGCAGUGGAGAUGCCCAAACUCUGUGCAUAACUGACGAUGACAACGUAUGGUCAUGGGGAGAUGGUGAUUAUGGGAAAUUGGGUCGUGGAGGUUCUGAUGGUUGCAAGAUUCCAAUGAAAAUUGAAUCACUGGCUGGUCUUGGUGUAAUAAAAGUGGAAUGCGGCUCACAGUUUUCUGUGGCACUUACUCGCUCUGGCAGUGUCUACACAUGGGGAAAGGGUGAUUAUCACCGGUUGGGUCAUGGUACUGAUGAUCAUGUUAGAAGACCACGUAAAGUUGCUGCUCUCCAAGGAAAGAAAAUCAUAUGCAUUGCUACAGGGUCACUGCACUGCGUUGCCUGCAGUGAACAGGGAGAAGUGUACACAUGGGGUGAUAAUGAUGAAGGCCAGCUUGGUGACGGGACAACCAAUGCUAUUCAGAGACCAAGAUUUGUAGUCGCAUUGCAGACAAAGAAGAUUACACAAGUGGCAUGUGGUUCCGCCCAUACUCUGGCAUGGAGCACAAAUAAACCUGUAUCAGCUAGCCGUCUACCAGUCAGCACACCUUUAGAAUAUGACUUGGUUCGGGACUUCCCGCUGCCCACAUUACGGAACCGUCUUGUUCUGCUGCACCACUUCUCAGAGCUCUUUUGUCCUGGUGUCGCCAUGUUUCCGAUAGAUGGAGAAGGGAGCUUGGAUAAAUUGCGUGGAAUACUUGUAUCAUCAACAAAAGAAGCUACUUUUAAAAAAGUUGUGCAGGCCACAAUGGUACGUGACCGACAGCAUGGCCCAGUUAUUGAACUGAACCGAAUUCAAGUGAAGCGAUCUCGCAGUAAAGGUGGCCUAGCAGGACCUGAUGGAAUCAAAUCUGUGUUUGGACAGAUGGUCACCAAAAUGUCACUCCUCACCCAGGAGGCUCUAUUCCUUCCUCAUCGCGUGUGGAAAGUAAAAUUCGUUGGAGAAAGUGUAGAUGACUGUGGUGGGGGCUACAGUGAAAGCAUCACAGAGAUGUGUGACGAGCUGCAGAAUGGCUCCCUUCCAUUGCUGAUACCUACACCUAACGGCAGAGAUGAUGCAGGAACCAAUCGAGAUUGCUUCUUACUCAAUCCAAUGGCCAAAUCACCAUUACACAUGAACAUGUUCAGGUUCCUAGGUGUCCUGAUGGGAAUAGCCAUAAGGACAGGGAGUCCACUAAGCCUGAAUCUCGCUGAACCUGUGUGGAAGCAGUUGGCAGGCAUGACUCUUACACCUGCUGAUCUCACAGAAGUGGACCGGGACUAUGUACCAGGACUUCUAUGCAUUCGAGACAUGGAACCAGAUGCAAAGGUGUUCCAGACAUUAGAAAUGCCUUUUUCUACACCCUCGGCUUAUGGGAAUGAAGUACCCCUAUCCACUCGAUAUCACCGCAUCAUGCCUGAAAACAGGCUUGAAUAUGUGCGACUUGCACUGAAUUAUAGGCUUCAUGAGUUUGAUGAGCAAGUGGCUGCAGUCCGGGAAGGUAUGGCAAAAGUGAUUCCAGUUCCACUGCUGUCCCUCUUCAGUGGCUACGAACUUGAAACCAUGGUUUGCGGCUCUCCUGACAUUCCCCUGAAUCUUCUCAAGUCUGUGGCCACAUACAAAGGUAUUGAUGCAAAUUCUUCACUUAUUCAGUGGUUCUGGGAUGUUAUGGAGGAAUUUACAAAUCAAGAACGAUCACUUUUCCUGCGUUUUGUGUGGGGUAGAACUCGCCUUCCUCGGACUAUUGCAGACUUCAGAGGACGUGAUUUUGUGCUUCAGGUUCUUGAUAAGUACAACCCUCCUGACCAUUUUCUACCAGAGAGUUAUACAUGUUUCUUCUUGCUGAAGAUGCCAAGAUACUCUUGUAAGGCUGUGCUGAGAGAGAAACUAAAAUAUGCAAUUCACUUCUGCAAAUCAAUUGACACUGAUGAAUAUGCCAGAGUGGCAAUGCCAGGAAGUGGUGCUGCAUCUAGCAAUUGUGACAGUGAUGAACUGGACAGUAUCGCCAGUGAUGGUCCAGGAUCGGUGUGAAUGAAGAUUUGAGGUAUUCAUGGAAGUGAAGAUUCAUAUUUGGUCUUUUGUAUUAUGACACCAUGUAGUCUGGUAGGUGGGUAAAAAUGUAUCAGAAUAUACUGUCAACAUCUUCACUGGUACCCAUCUACCAGUCUAUAAGGUGUCAUAAUCCAGAAGACCAAAUGUUAAUGUGAUUGAUGGCUUUCAUUAUACAAGGACAUUCAGAUAGUAUUGCAUCUGUGCUUGUAUGUGAAUGAAAUGGCACGUUCUCGAGCAGACAGGUGCCAUUUCAGUCUAACGACAUUCCCUAAUGUAGCUGUGAGAAUAUGUUAUAAAUUUUCUGUAAUUUAAAUAUAUAUAUAGCUGUAUAAUUUUGAUUGAAGAAUAAUGUUGAUGUCUAAUGAACUGUCAGAAUAAAAAUUUCAGAUAACUGUUA
Messenger RNA from Cryptotermes secundus, 15025 nucleotides. It is a transcript of the gene HERC2, whose product is annotated as E3 ubiquitin-protein ligase HERC2. NCBI's taxonomy places the organism in Eukaryota, Metazoa, Arthropoda, Insecta, Blattodea, Kalotermitidae. Bases 187 to 14607 code for a protein of 4806 amino acids. Gene Ontology annotation, biological process: protein ubiquitination. The record is from RefSeq and is a predicted model, not a curated record. Gene Ontology annotation, molecular function: zinc ion binding; ubiquitin-protein transferase activity. The transcript has 83 exons.